Messenger RNA from Echinostoma caproni, 699 nucleotides. The record is from the annotation of a GenBank genome assembly. Lineage: Eukaryota; Metazoa; Platyhelminthes; Trematoda; Plagiorchiida; Echinostomatidae.
AUGGAAUUAGGUUGUCGUGUCCCUUGCGUUCUUGUCGGUCCCUGUCGUCCAAAAUGGAUGCGAAUGGUUGAUAAUGUAACGUUUAAUCGUGAUCCGACUGAAACCAACAAUCAAAACAAACUAAUUCAUUACUGUCUGCAUCAACCAGAUAAGUUAGACCGCAUUGCCAAGUAUCUUUAUAAACGUCUCUCUCAGGAUGUGAGCCGGCGUUAUGAUCUGAAUAUGUUUAUUGCCAUUGAGUGUAUCAACAAACUUAUCCAAGCUUGUCACGGUCAGAGACUAGUUCUGGCUCAAGUUUUCCUCCGAAUGGUUCAUCUUCUUCUCCAAACAAAUCGAGUCGAUCUACAAAUCCUGGCUGCCAAAUCAUUUGUCGAAUUUUCGCAGAUCGAGGAUGAUGUUCCGAAUUAUUUAAAAGAAUAUAACGAUUUGAUCGAUCAUUUCUGCUCAAUGGCUCAUAACGGAACAAGUAGGUUAUUGGUUCGAAUGGCUGGAAUAUUUGGUAUUCAGGGCGUAGUCCGAAAAACCGUUGGUGAUCAGUUGCACUUGGAUGUAGUCCAUGGUUCCAAUAUGGACAAAAUUAUUCCUUCGCUUCUGUUGAACAUCUUCUCCACUGCACCUUGCACCAGAAAGGACCGGUGCCUGUCACUAAGACAUGCUUCAAUAGAAAUUGCAUCUUACGCGAAUUGUCGCUUUUGGUAG